Molecule: messenger RNA, 495 nt
Organism: Chenopodium quinoa (quinoa)
Lineage: Eukaryota; Viridiplantae; Streptophyta; Magnoliopsida; Caryophyllales; Amaranthaceae
Exons: 1
Coding region: 1-495 (164 amino acids)
Source: RefSeq, a predicted model, not a curated record
AUGUUGGGGAAGGGGUGUAACUUUGAUGCAUUUCACUUGGCUUGGGUGGAAAUAUGGGGCUUGGAAGUAUCCCCAAAGGUAAGACAUUUCCUUUGGCGUUUAUGUACAAGUACUCUGCCAACAAGAGCACUCUUGAAAGCUCGUCACGUGAUUGAUAAUGCCGUAUGUUCGUGGUGUGGUAAGGAGGAAGAGACUAGCUCUCACAUUCUAUUUGACUGUGAAAGGUCUAGGGAGCUGUGGGAGGAUAGUGGAUGUGCGAGUUUGAUUGAAGACAUAAGUGGGACAAUGUGCGACAUGGUUGUGCGUUGGAAGGCUACGAAUGUGAAGAAACAACAGCGGGCUGCCAACUUAAUUUGGCUCCUUUGGGCUCAGCGUAACCUUUGGGUUUUUGAUGGCAAAGCUACUCCAAAUGGCUUGCUUCUCUCUCGGCUGGAUAGGUUGAGUGAGGAAUAUGGAAAAUACAACAGCAUGAUUUACAAGCCGAUGCAGCCCUGA